Molecule: messenger RNA, 210 nt
Organism: Gaeumannomyces tritici R3-111a-1
Lineage: Eukaryota; Fungi; Ascomycota; Sordariomycetes; Magnaporthales; Magnaporthaceae
Exons: 1
Coding region: 1-210 (69 amino acids)
Source: RefSeq, a predicted model, not a curated record
AUGAUCGUCAUCAGUGUGGUUGCCGCCCAAAACAACCUCCUCUGGCUCGCGAGCGCAGUAACCAUCUACAAGACUUGGCACGACGCCCAUCCAUGUCCAGAGGGAGACAGCCGCGCCAAGAAAGUCAAUGACAUCGUCCACGCUUCGCUGUACAACUGUGGCACUCUAUUCCGACGUCGAGGCCGACCAGUCAGAGACCUGGGGCCAUGA